GCUUCUCACACCAACCAAUAGCAAUAACACAUAUGGCAUCCCGCAUUAAAAUUCUUACCUGCCUGAAAAAACUCCGGUGUCCUCUUUCCCAGUAUAAAGCAGCCUAGCUGGUAGGCUGAGGCAUUGCUACAAAUAUAUCCCAUCAUACUCUUCUCCCUCCGUCUGCCACCUCCCUCCAUUGUUUUCUCCUCUUCAAACAUGGUUUCUUGCAAGGAUGAUCAAAAUUUGGUCUAUGACAUUAAACUAUCAUCUGCUGUGCCGGGUCGUCCUACUGGUUCGGACGUGAUUCACGAGCUCAGUGGCAUGGACUUGGCCAUGAAGCUUCCCUAUCUGAAAGGUGUCUAUUUUUUUAGCAGCCAAGCAUGCCAAGGAUUGACCAUUAUGCAAAUUAAGGGAAGCAUGUUUUACUGGCUUAACGACUACUACACAGUUUGUGGCCGCUUCCAGCGAACGGAGGCUGGACGGCCAUACAUGAAAUGUAGUGACUCUGGUGUGAGGAUUGUAGAGGCUCGGUGCAGCAAGACUGUCGAUGAAUGGCUAGAAACAAGGGAUUGUUCUCUUGACAAUCUUCUUAUUUACCAUUCACCUAUUGGUCCUGAAUUAUUUUUCUCUCCUUCGCUUUACAUGCAGGUAACCAAGUUCAAAUGUGGAGGAAUGUCCUUGGGCAUAAGCUGGGCCCAUGUAAUUGGAGAUGUGUUUUCAGCUUCAGAGUGCCUCAAUUCCUGGGGCCAAUUCCUGGCUGGUGUUAAGUCGUAUGGGCCUUUGAAACUCACAAAAUCACCCACUGGGCUUGAACGUUCCAAGAGCCCAUCUGUGGGUACCAAGGAACCCGUUUCUCUGAAACAGGUCGACCCGGUUGGCGACCUUUGGGUAACUGCCAAUAACCGCAAAAUGGAAACAUUUUCAUUCCAUUUAUCUGCUUCACAAGUAUCUCAAUUACACUCAAGGAUUUGGGGUCGGAGUGGACUUGCCAAGAUCCCAUUUUUCGAGUCGCUAUGUGCUAUAAUGUGGCAAUGCAUAGCCAAAGGUAAAGAUGGGCUUGAGCCUCAAGUUGUCACCCUCUGCAAGAAAGAUCCCAACAACCCUAAAGAUGGGAUUUUGAGCAACAGUCAAAUUAUAAGUUCAGUCAAGGCAGAUUCCUCAGUUGUGGACGCAGAUUUGAAAGAACUGGCCACGUUGCUGGUUGAUCAAGCCACAGAGGAGAAUAGCCAAAUUGAGGAGGCGGUGGAAAAGGAUAAUGGAGUAAUUGAUUACGUUGUGUACGGUGCAAAUUUGACAUUUGUGGAUUUAGAAGAGACUAAUUUUUAUGGACUGGAAUGGAAUGGACAUAAACCAGAAGCUGUGCACUAUAGCAUCCAAGGUGUUGGAGAUGAAGGAGCUGUUAUGGUACUUCCAUGGCCAAAAGAUUCAGGCACGGAUGGCAACAUUGGAAGGAUCGUGGUGGUAACUCUGCCUGAAAAUGAGGUGGUGAAGCUCAGAUUUGAGCUGCGAAAAAAUGGUCUGGUUCUUGAAGAUGACAUCGAUUCCUGAAUGACUACAAGGCUGAUUAAAUAUUGCCUGAAAUCAGCAGUACUGUGUGUAGUAGCGUUCAAGCUUCAGUUUUUUAGGACCUGCAUAUUGUCUGCUAAUGCUAUGCUUUGUCUCUCCAAACAUAAAUAAAAUAUGUAAGAAAUUCACCUAGUAGAAA
Messenger RNA from Populus euphratica (Euphrates poplar), 1687 nucleotides. Its product is annotated as protein ECERIFERUM 26-like. Gene Ontology annotation, molecular function: acyltransferase activity, transferring groups other than amino-acyl groups. The transcript has 2 exons. The record is from RefSeq and is a predicted model, not a curated record. Lineage: Eukaryota; Viridiplantae; Streptophyta; Magnoliopsida; Malpighiales; Salicaceae. The coding region runs from base 199 to 1530 and encodes 443 amino acids.